Messenger RNA from Aspergillus calidoustus, 1434 nucleotides. NCBI's taxonomy places the organism in Eukaryota, Fungi, Ascomycota, Eurotiomycetes, Eurotiales, Aspergillaceae. The record is from the annotation of a GenBank genome assembly.
AUGGGAAAGGCAUCAGAAGUGAGCAGUCAGCGCCGGCUAGGUACGCGAAAGUCGAAGACUGGGUGUCGUACUUGCAGACUCCGUCACGUCAAGUGCGACGAGACACCAAUCGCUUGCACGAGAUGUACAAAGGCCGGCUUUUCAUGCGAAGGGUACGACACAGAGCGGCUCGCUCAUAAACGAAAACCACCCGGUAUCACCAUCCUGAGCGUACUCCUCCCCGGCCAAACGACAGAUGAAAGGAGAUCGUUCAAUUACUUCCACUCGUUCACCGUGCCGAUGAUGAAUGGAUGGUUCGACCAUCAGGUUUGGAAUAGCCUUGUGCUGCAAAUGGCUCAAGCAGAGUCGGCCAUCGCGCACGCUAUCGUCGCCGUCAGCGCUUUGCAGGAAGUGACCGAGUCGACAGGUGUCGCCAUCCUGCCGGAAGAUAUGGCCGAUCGCACGCAUCGGUUUGCGCUUUACCAGUAUAGCCGAUCAAUCGAGCAUUUGACAACUCGGAUGCGAUCGAAUGAUCCGAAUGUCCGAAACACUGUCUUGAUUUGCUGUAUCUUGUAUAUCGUCUUCGAGCUCAUCCGCGGAAAAUACAACGCGGCGAUUACUCACCUCCAAAACGGAAUGCGUGUUCUCGGAGCCGGGAUAUUCGAUUAUCACGCGUUGUAUCAGGCACAUCCGGGGCUUCAGAGAAAAGUUGAGGAUUCGGUUGCCGCUGCACUGGUGCAUCUCGAUCUUCAGAGCGCGCACUUUGGUGCUUCCAUUGCGCACGCACAACUUGACCCAGGCAUGCUGGAGAAUGGAGACAACUCCUGGCCGGAACCCGUCAACUUUGAUUCUCUGCAGGAUGCAUGGGUCGCUCGCGAUAGGAUCUUCCUUCAAUUUUGCAUGUUUGCUACCCUCUGUGACUCUUUGUCCGAGGCUAAUAUUGCUAUAAACUUUGCGAUACUGUCCAAGGAACAGGAGAAGCAGCAGAUUCAGCUUCUCAACUUCGCACAAGGACUCGACCGUCUUGAGGAGACGCGCCUUCGCCGUGGAACACUCACAGAAAAGGACCGCGGGUCUCUUGAGCUCCUCCGUAUGCAUCAUAUGGGUGUCUCGGUAAUCACAGACAGCUGUUUGAUCAAAUCUCCUGCAGUGAUCCGGGGCUUAUAUAGUCAGCGCUUCAGGGCCACAGUCGAUCUAGCCGAACGCAUCACAGCUCGGUUUCUGCAAAAGGGGCGCGAGACUGCUCCACGCUUAACACUUUUGAUGGAAACGGCCCUGAUAGGACCAAUGUGCCUUAUUAUCGACAAAUGCCACGAUAUUUCUAUAGCCCAACGAGCGCUUCACGUCAUGGAGAGCUGGCCGCAUAGGGAAGGGUUAUGGGAUUCAACCCUUGCUUCAAGUGUGGCUGGUGGGAGAAUUUUGAAGAUACGCGAAGAUAGCGAGUUGGGUCUCUGA